Molecule: messenger RNA, 1116 nt
Organism: Alternaria ethzedia
Lineage: Eukaryota; Fungi; Ascomycota; Dothideomycetes; Pleosporales; Pleosporaceae
Exons: 1
Coding region: 1-1116 (371 amino acids)
Biological process (GO): proteolysis
Cellular component (GO): extracellular region
Molecular function (GO): serine-type endopeptidase activity
Source: RefSeq, a predicted model, not a curated record
AUGGUUCUCACCAACUUCCUCGCUGCCGUGGCAGUCUUCCUGCCCAUCGUCUACGGUGCCCCUACCACUGCUGCCAACAGCCUGCACCCCGACAUCCUCGCUGCCAUGAAGCGCGACCUUGGACUUGAUGCCGAGCAGGCCCACGCCCGUGUAGCCCGCGAGCUCAAGGCCACCGAUGUCAUUGAGCAGCUCCGUACCUCCACCGGUGCCUCCUUCGGUGGUGCCUACCUCGUUGACGGUGACCUCACCGUUGCCGUCACCGACGAGGCCUCCGCCUCUGAGGUUGAGGCCGCCGGUGCUAAGCCCCUCCUCGUCUCUGUCCCUCUCUCCAAGCUUGAGGCGGCCAAGGCUGCUCUUGACAACAUGGACAUCGAGUCCGCCAAGCGCUCCGAGUCUGGCAUCGCCGCCUACUACGUCGACGUUGCCUCCAACAAGCUCGUCUUCGAGGCUCUCGCCGAUAGCACCGACUCCGCUGCCGACCUCGCCAAGAAGGUUGGUCUCGCCGACUCCGAGUACGAGGUCAAGACCGUUGCCGCCAUGCCCACCACCUUCGCUACCAUCCGCGGUGGUGACGCCUACUACAUCAACCGUGCCGGCCGCUGCUCCGUCGGUUUCUCCGUCACCGGUGGAUUCGUCUCCGCAGGCCACUGCGGUACCACUGGCAACACUGCCUCCACCAGCGCCGGUGCCACCAUCGGUACUUUCGCUGGCUCCAGCUUCCCCGGCAACGACUACUCGUACAUCCGCGGCACCUCUGGCAACACGUACCAGGGCCGCAUCAACAACUACGCCGGCAGCACCCUCCCCGUGUCCGGCAGCACCGCCACCGCCACCGGCGGCAGCGUCUGCCGCUCCGGUUCCACCACCGGUGUCUUCUGCGGUACUAUCCGCGCUCUCGGCGCCACCGUCUCCUACGCUGAGGGCCGUGUCACUGGUCUUACUCAGACCAACGUCUGCGCUGAGCCCGGUGACUCUGGCGGUUCCUGGUACAGCGGUGCUCAGGCCCAGGGUGUCACUUCCGGUGGCUCUGGUGACUGCUCCAGCGGAGGUGUCACUUACUUCCAGCCUGUCAACGAGAUUCUGUCUGCUUACGGUCUUACUCUUACCCGCGGUUAA